Molecule: messenger RNA, 363 nt
Organism: Trichomonas vaginalis G3
Lineage: Eukaryota; Parabasalia; Trichomonadida; Trichomonadidae
Exons: 1
Coding region: 1-363 (120 amino acids)
Source: RefSeq, a predicted model, not a curated record
AUGGCUUCAAUUGCAAUUCCUCCUGGCCUCUUUCAACAACAAAUGCCAAUGUUCCCAGUACAUAACCAACCUCAACAUGAACAAAUAUCUGGACUACCACUUGAAAUAGAGCAAAAAACUCAAAAUUUAAUUCUAAUGACUGGUGAUGCUGGACCAAGAAGAUGGAGAAAGACAAAAACAGACUACUUAAAGAAAUUAGAGACUGAUAAUGGCGAUCUAAAAACACAUGUCGUCGAAUUACAACAGCAAAUUAGUGGCUUACAAGCCCAAAAUGAAAUUUUACGUGAUCAACUCAGAUAUUUCCAAAGCUGCUUAUCACAAGCCGCUCCAUUAGUGUUCCAGCCAAAUCAAGAGCAAAAAUAA